Molecule: messenger RNA, 4813 nt
Organism: Notechis scutatus (mainland tiger snake)
Lineage: Eukaryota; Metazoa; Chordata; Lepidosauria; Squamata; Elapidae
Gene: MYOCD
Product: myocardin
Biological process (GO): cardiac muscle cell differentiation; positive regulation of transcription by RNA polymerase II; smooth muscle cell differentiation
Cellular component (GO): nucleus
Molecular function (GO): transcription coactivator activity
Source: RefSeq, a predicted model, not a curated record
AAGGCUUCACCAUGACACUUCUGGGGUCUGAGCAUUCUAUGCUGAUUCGGAGCAAAUUCAGAUCAGUUUUACAGUUGCGGUUACAGCAGCGAAGAAGCCGAGAGCAGCUUGCCAGCCAAGGCAUCAUGCCACCACUGAAAAGCCCUUCUCCCUUCCAUGAGCAAAAGAAGAGCUUGGAGAGAACCAAGACUGAAGAUUAUUUUAAGCACAAGAUCCGAAACAGACCUCAGCAUUCUGAACUGCUUGAUAUGCACAUUGUUCAAGAUUCAACUGCAGAAGAAUCCAUUCAAGCUAGUCAGAUGAAACUAAAACGAGCCCGUCUUGCGGACAAUCUGAAUGAAAAAAUUGCUCUUAGACCAGGACCUCUGGAGCUGGUGGAGAAGAAUAUCAUUCCUGUUGAUUCAGCUGUGAAAGAGGCCAUCAAAGGUACCCAAGGAAACUUCCCUAAAUCUUCAGAUGCCUUUGCUUUUGAAGAAGAUAGCAGCAAUGAUGGGAUGUCCCCAGAGCAAGUUAAAAGUGAGGACUCUCAAGGGUCUACAGAAUUGGCAGCAAGAAUCAAAAUACCUGAAGCAGCAUUUCCUUCAGUGUCUGAGACAACUCAGGGUCAUUCUCAUAAUUCUGAAAAUGAUAUGGCUGAUUCAUCAUCUCUACAAAAUAACCAGCCAGAAAGUCCAAAACAGCUCAAUGGGCAGCAGACACCUCCUAUUCCUAUCACUACAUCUGUAAAGUCAAAAUCUUCAAGUGAUGGCAAGAAUCGCCACAAAAAACCCAAGGAGAUGAAGCCCAAAGUGAAGAAGCUAAAGUAUCACCAAUACAUUCCACCAGACCAGAAGGCAGAGAAGGCCCCUCCUCCCAUGGACUCUGCCUAUGCCAGGCUACUGCAACAACAACAGCUCUUCCUGCAGCUCCAGAUCCUUAGCCAGCAACAGCAGCAUCGACACCACCAGCAGUUCAAUUACCCUGGAUCACAUUCCUCUCAGCUAAAACAACCAAAUGAGCCUAAAAUCUCAGGCUCUUCUCCUACGACAAUCACCAAUAAUACUCUUUCUCCAGUGAAGGGAACCUUUUCUGGACCAUCUUGCAUUUCAUCCCUCAAACCAGGUCCUCUUCCAUCCAAUCUGGAUGACCUUAAAGUGUCAGAAUUAAGACAGCAACUCCGAAUAAGGGGACUGCCUGUGUCAGGUACAAAAACAGCCUUGAUGGAACGUCUUAGACCCUUUCAAGAGUGCAGUGGGAAUUCAGUGGCUUCUUUCAAUGAAAUAACCACUGUCACUUUCCCAGUAACCCCAACAAGCUCUCUCUCCAGUUAUCCGUCGCAGUCUUCUACCAGUCUGUUAUCCAAUGGCUUUUACCAUUUUGGCAGCACUAGUUCCACUCCACCCAUCUCUCCAGCUUCCUCUGACCUUUCAGUGAGUGGCUCCUUGCCAGACAGUUUCAAUGAAGGACCACUGUCUUCCCCACAGUUUGUCUUGCACCCUUCACCUGUGCAAGGUAGUUGUGAGGAGAACCUGGUGGGAAGCAUCAAUGGAGCUGGCAUCCAGCAUGAUGUUGAAAGGGUUGACACAGAGAAAGACAAAAUGCUGGUGGAAAAGCAAAAAGUAAUCAAUGAGCUGACUUGGAAAUUGCAGCAGGAGCAGAGGCAAGUGGAAGAGUUGAGAAUGCAACUCCAGAAGCGCAAAAGAAGCCAUGGACUGGAAGAUAAGCAGCCCCCAGCACCUGUGUUUGGUUUUCCGGUCAAGCAGGAGAAUGCAGUGUCCAGCUGCCCAUUUGCCUCUAAGCAAGCUGCCUUGAAAGCUAAGGCUAGCAAUUCUGAGGCAUUAAGUAACUGUGGAACACCUCAGAUGCCUCAUCUUGUAAAUAGCCAUUGCAUGGAACCUUCUGGACAAAAUGGCAUACUGUCCUCCACAUUCCUAAGCCCACAGUGCUCUCCUCAGCAUUCUCCACUAGAGGCAGCGAAGAGUCCUCAACAUAUCAGCCUUCCACCCUCACCAAACAGCCAUUACCUUCUCUCCAUGUCUCCUAGCCAUCAGGGAGAAGGACGUAGCAAUUCUCCACAACCCAGCCGCCAUUUGUGCACAACUCUGGUGCCGACACAAGGGGGCCCAAAGUAUUCCAUUCUGCCUGCCAGCUUUUGUAAAUCCAGUGCUGCUCUCCCAGAGGGAAAACAGCCUCCACCUUAUGCUGAUGCUGUAAAACAGCAAAUGACUCAAAGUCAGCAGAUGGAUGAAUUAUUAGAUGUGCUUAUUGAAACUGGAGAAAUGCCUGCAAAUGCUAAAGAGGACCGCCCUUGUCUUCAGAAGGUACCUCAGAUAACAGUGUCUUCAGGAACUUCUGGAACACCCUUGCUACUAAAGGCAUCCACUGCAUUUGAGCAAAACACCUCAAAUCAACUCUCCUUUGAACGCUGCUCUAGCAAUGACAGUCAUUUGGAAAUCUUGUUAAAUUCCCACAGUCCUCUUGGGCGGUCAAGUGAAGUAACCCUUCUAAAAUUGGGUACUGAGGAACCUCACUUUGAUGGAGCAAUGGAAGGAUUUUCUAGCAAGGCUGCCGAUGAAUUAGUCUCACCCCAUGAGAUCCUGCCAACUCCCCUCUCGCCCAUGGAGACUCAGUUGUCUCCCUCAUCUGGUGAAGGAACUGGUUUGCACAUGAGCUUCACAGAGUCUCCCUGGGAAACAAUGGAAUGGCUGGACCUCACACCACCAAGCUCAGCCAAUGGUUUUGGUUCCCUGACCACUACAGGGCCCAGCAUCUUCAACAUCGAUUUCUUAGAUGUUACUGAUCUCAACUUGAACGGCACUAUGGAUCUGCACUUACAACAGUGGUGAUCAAAGCAAAUGUUAAGGAUAGGGAGGAAACCUACCACAAGUAAUUUCCAUGGAAAGAAUUAAAAGACUAUUUUAGAAUGUUCUGGAAUAAUGCAGAGAGCAAAAAGAACUGGAGACAUUUUCCCCAGGACAUAAUUUAUCUUUUGACCAUCAAUGGAUUCGCCAAAUGAUUAUUUCCUUUCUCUGCUGUGCUCAAAAUAAGCAAUCCUUAAUUUCUAAAACAAAUUCCUCCCUACCCUUUGUAAGCAAAUCCAGUUGCUCAUCAUCAGUUCCAACCUCUUUCAGAAGGAGAUUCUCUAUGCAAGACAACUGUACAUUGCCCAAACUUGUCAGUAUUAAUCCUAACAGGCUUAUCAAACUAUAUGACUCUGAUAUGGGCAUAUUUGUAGAUCCCAUACACUGCUCCUUGAGAACCUUUGCCCUUCAUGCUUAUCAUAUAUAUGAACAGUUUUAUUGGGAAUCCCCCCCCCCUUUUCAAGUCAUCUUGCUCUGAUGCAUCAAAGAGAUCAUCGACAUUUUACUAUCUAUUUUCAAAACUGAAAUAAUCGUCCAGUGUUUCCCUGAAUAUUUUUCUCUUUUUAAGUUUAUUUAUUCCUCUUGUUUUCUGUUUUAAAGAUACAUGCAGCAGACCUGAAAUAAUAUGAUUUAUUUUGUAGUGGGCACUCUGCUUGGAAAAGAUUUCAAGAUGGAACAACAAGAAAAUAUAGAAAUAAGAGGUCUUUAAUUGAGUGUAAUUGGAGGAGAGCCUCUAUGGCCUCACCAUUGUUCUGCUUUAAAGGUACAUUCCUCCUUUAAUAAGUACUUAUCUCAUUUUUUAUUUUUUUAUUAAAUUAAAAUGUUAACAUAUAUAUGUAUGUAUAUAAUUUGAGAUACAUAAAAGUUAUAACAGAUCAGCACAUAACCAGUAUUAAUCCACCAUUCAAAAUCUUUUAAACAUUUGACAUUCUGAACAUAAAUUUUGUUUGUGAUCAUUAGUUAGAAAUUCCCAAUAUCCAUAUCAAGAAUAAAUUCACCAUAAGCAAUAGAGUCUUUAUCCCUUAUAAGAAGUAGAAGAUAGGGAAGAUAAAAUAUUUGAAUUCAGAAAUCUCUGUUCUUCUUCAGCUCUACUCUUAUUGGGUUGCCAUAACUUUAUGAAUGUAUCAAAUAGUUUUAUUCAGUAAGUCCCAAUGUUUGUUGAAUUGCCCUCUUGCUUCAGUCUCUUUUCUUUUAAAUUAUUUGCAUACAUUAUUUUUUGCUGCCACUAUGGGGCAAAAUGGCAACGAUAUCCUAACCUUUUGGUACCACAGCUCCUUGAAACAAUACUAAAAGCACAGGAAUAAAAAGUAAAAUAAAAUAAAAAAGCUAUCCUAAUUUAAGAUCAAAAAUUGCUUGGUGUGGAACAGUAUAAUUUCUGUCUCAGCUAUUACAUUUUGUUGUUGCUCUUGUUUUCUCCUUUUAAUUCAUGUUUCCCUGAGAGGUGCUUAAGCUGAGAUGAGUUCUGUGUAAGUGGAGAAGCAGCCUUGCUGAAUUUCUUUGAUUUCCUCAAUCUACUGUAAUUUCCCAUGUUUCAUAUCUGUUGUCAUUCUAGAGGAUCCAUCAACCCUCAAAAAUGCAGGUUUAUGUCAAGUAAGGGAAUAAAAUCAGGAAAGCAGCAGUCUGCAAAUAAAGUUCCUUAUGGUUUUAUCUGGAUCCAAAGCUGUUAUAUUAAUAUUACAAUUAAUUUCUAAGUUUUGUAAGAGAAGUAUCUUGCUGCUAUCAGGAUUAUAAGAGUGGAUGUCCACAUCUUCAUAAAUCUUGAUAGUUAGGUUUGGAAAGAGAUGAGUGAAGCUUUUUUUUUUUUUUUGCUUUUUACUAAGUAAUAAAAACGAUAAACAAAUUGUUCUCCCAUGAUUAGUGAGAGGCAUCAUUUCUAAGUUCUUCUUCAAACCAACCUUAAUAUGAAUUUUAAAUCUUAUCAUACCUAGCCAUGACAGGCAAAAGUUAUUCAUAUUUAGUAAAUUCUGAAUGAA